Molecule: messenger RNA, 654 nt
Organism: Symbiodinium pilosum
Lineage: Eukaryota; Dinophyceae; Suessiales; Symbiodiniaceae
Source: the annotation of a GenBank genome assembly
AUGUUCUUCUGGCCAGUGCUCUCGCAGCUGCAUGCUUCAGGUGUCAGCCUGAGCGUUCUGUGCCUGUCCACUGGAAAUUUCGAUGGCCUUGGUCAUAUUCGACAAGACGAAAUGCUCAGGUCAUGCGAUCGAAUAGGUGUGCGUGGUGAAGCAUUGGGAGUCCUAGACGUGGCCGAGUUGCAGGACGGAUGGCAAGAAUGGUCUGCCGACAUCGUUGCUGCCAAGGUUAUCGAUUUUCUAGCCAAGCGUGGCGCACACGCAGUGCUGACAUUCGACAACAAGGGUGUAUCAGGCCAUCCAAACCAUGUCUCUACCAGUGCAGGUGUUCAGCGGGCACUUGAGCUUUCGCGACGAGAUUCUCAGCUUCCUCACUUCGAUUUGUUUUUACUGAAGAGUGUUGGCAUCCACGAGAAGUUCUUGGGCCCCCUCUCCUUGCUGCUUGGGCAGGAAUCCUCCUCUGACGCUGCUGCCGUCUCCUGCAGCCCGUUAGCAUGCCUCGCUGCCUUGGCAGUCCACUGGUCGCAGCUUGUGUGGUACAGAGUCCUGUUCACGAUCUUCUCGCGCUACGCGUAUGCGAACACCUUCGUCAAGUUUGUUCCGCCAGAGAGAUCCCAAGCUCAGGAUGUUGGGGAGCAGUGUGCAAAGGAUGACUAA